AUGGUGAGUUGGGGACUGGUUCAUCCUUCAUCUGGACCUUUGGAGCUUCAGUAUUUAAACAACCCUGGUUCCUUGACUUAUCAACAUGUUGAUGCUGCAGGAAAGUUCAAGUAUGCAUUUGUGGCUUUUGGUCCAUCGAUAAGGGGAUUCUCAUUGAUGAGGAGAGUUAUUGCAGUAGAUGGUACAUUUCUGAAGGGAAAAUUCAAUGGGACUUUAUUGGCAGCUUGUGCUCAAGAUGGGAAUUAUCAUCUAUAUCCUCUCGCCUUUGCAGUGGUUGACGCAGAAAACGGCGCCUCUUGGAAAUGGUUCUUUAGAGGUUUGAGCCAGAAGAUCCCGGACGCUUCGGAUCUUGAUCCAUCUGCUCCGCAACAUCACUCCUACAUAUGCGAAGACUGGGUUGCUACCUCUGUUGAAAGCGCUGCUGAUGCCUAUACGUGUCACGAGUUCUGGUUAAUCUUCAAGGACAUAAAGGAUAAAUGUCCUGAAUUGGCUAAGUAUCUGGAAGAGUUUGAUUUUAGGAAGUGGGCACGAAGCUAUGCGCCUGCGAACAGGUAUAAUAUCAUGACUACCAACAUUGCAGAGUCUCUCAAUUCUAUGUUGAGGAUGCCUCGUGAGUUGCCCAUUAUCUCUCUCCUUGAAACUAUCAGAUUGACGAUGACCACUUGGUUUUUUGAGCGACGCGAAGCGGCUGCGAAACAUAAGCACCUGGUUACUCCAAAAGUUGUGCAGAAAUUGGUAUCUAGGUUAGGGGCCGCAAUGUUGUUGAAUGUGUAUCAAGUUGAUCGAAGCGAGUUUGAGGUGAAGAAUGAAACAAUGAAGUUUGUUGUUGACUUGGAGAAGCGGCAUUGCACAUGUAAUGUUUUCGACAUUGACAAGAUCCCCUGCAUCCAUGCCAUCGCUGCUGCUAAGCAUAUCAAGAGAGAUGAAAACCGUUUUGUUGAUGCUUCUCACUUGACAGAAACGUGGGCUAAAGCUUAUGCUGAAAGCAUACAUCCUGGUGGAGAGUUGUCAACGUCCACCUAUCCAGAGAAUAUUGAUGAACUGUCUUGCCCACCUCCAGCUACCAAAAAGAAAAGUGGACGCCCUCCUACAAAGAGAAAGAGAUCCGUUGGCGAGUUUGGGGUUCCUGGAUCUAAAUCUCAGUCCCACAAGUGCAGCAGAUGUGGCACAGGAGGGCACAACAAGAUCACAUGCCAGAGGCCUAUAGGAUGA
This is a messenger RNA of Brassica napus (rape), 1212 nucleotides long. RefSeq lists its product as uncharacterized. The transcript has 3 exons. Gene Ontology annotation, molecular function: zinc ion binding. The record is from RefSeq and is a predicted model, not a curated record. Bases 1 to 1212 code for a protein of 403 amino acids. NCBI's taxonomy places the organism in Eukaryota, Viridiplantae, Streptophyta, Magnoliopsida, Brassicales, Brassicaceae.